Dendrobium catenatum is the source of this 1283-nucleotide messenger RNA. Its product is annotated as methyl-CpG-binding domain-containing protein 11. Gene Ontology annotation, molecular function: DNA binding. The record is from RefSeq and is a predicted model, not a curated record. Bases 16 to 1017 code for a protein of 333 amino acids. NCBI's taxonomy places the organism in Eukaryota, Viridiplantae, Streptophyta, Magnoliopsida, Asparagales, Orchidaceae. The transcript has 2 exons.
UUGUAUUUACUUCGUAUGAACAGCCGUUGGAUUGAAGGAACUGACUUGGAAAACGAUGUCAGCGAUCAAUCAUUGCUAGCCGUCAUAUUCACUUCGUCGAUCGGACGGCUUCUGAACUCAGCGGCGAAAAUUCUUACUUCAGGCUUGUGUGGUCUCAUUUUGCGGGAGCUCGUCGGUUGUUCUCGGUCUUUAUCAUCCUGUUCUCAGUCUCUCUUCCUCAUUUCGGGAGCUGAGUUUCUACGGGAUCGGAAGAUGGCCUCAGGCGACGGCGGAGAAGGAUGCGGGGAGCAGGAAGUUGUUGCCGUUGAACUCCCGGCGCCUGUGGGUUGGAAGAAGACGUUUACUGCUAAGAAAAGUGUUAGAUCCAAAGAAAAUGAAAUUGUUUUCAUUGCGCCCACUGGAGAGGAAAUAAUCAAUCGAAAACAACUGGAGCAAUACCUUAAAUCCCAUUCUGGUGCGCCUGCAUUACAUGAAUUUGAUUGGAGCACAAGUGUUGAAACUCCCAGGAGAUCCGCAAGAAUCAGUGAGAAGGCAAAGGCAGUUUCUCCACCAGAACCUCAACCAAAGAAAAAACGAUCCAGGAGAUCAUCAUCAGGACCUACUAAGAAUAAUCCAAAUAUUGAAGCUGCUCCAGAAGAAACUCCAGAGAACAAAGAUGGAGCACUCGAGGAAGCUAAUCAUACAAAAAUGUCUGAAGCUGCUCCUGCAGAGUAUAAAAAUAAGGAAAAGAACCCAGAUGAGAAGGCAAUAACUGUGCAAGAUAAUGGGAUAGUCUCUGAUAAGAUUGAUUAUGAAGGAAACAUUGCAAAACCAGUUUCAGAUACUCAUCAGCCUGUGACCAACUUGUUUGAUGAGCUUCAAACUAAUACUGGAGAAGAUAACCGGUCUUCGAAUGUCGCCGAGGAUGUCGAAAUCAAAAGCGCAGAGGAAAAGGAUGAACUGCAGAAGCCGCAGAGCUUCAAGCAACCCGUUCGAAUCGAAGCUCAGCAACAUCUGGCUCCUACUUUGAGCUGCUGAAAUGUAUUCCCAGACCAGACUGAAUUAGCUGUAGUGAAGAAAUAAGCUUAAGGUGUAAAGGGGAAAAGACCAUUGGCUGUCAACUGGUAUUUACCAAUUAUUAACUUCUGGAGAUCUUUGUUUAUGUUAUAGUAAAUUUCUGUAUCUGUGUGUGCUUAUUAGUUUGUGCCUUAUGCCUUUAAGUGGUGUCUAUCAGUGUUUGUAUAUACACUCUGUUUGGGUUCUGAAUGAAUGAUUGUACUGAAAUUAGAAGUAUUAGUUGCUAA